AUGAAGCAUGAUCAUGCAGUAAGGACUCGCUUACCGUGUUCCUGUCCGCUCGACCCAAUUCGCCCGCACCUGCCACCUCCACCUGCAAAAGCACGUCAGAACAUUAAAAGUCAAUACGUCAAAUAUAACUUCGUAUCGAAUGGUUCAGAAACAUUGAAAAUGGAUCUCUUUAACGACAAGAAGCGUGAACAACGUAAAUUCAGAGAAAGUAUGUUCGCAAUCCGUCAUCCCGAAGUUGCUGAGGAAGGCCUCAGCUCAUACCGCGACAGCCGUUUCAAGAAGAAGGAAUUUGAAGAAGCUCUCCGUAGGUCGACCACAGUGUAUGUUGGAAAUUUGUCGUUUUACACUUCCGAGGACCAGAUUCCAUUUAGGACGUGCGGCACGGACACGGCUGCCGCCACUGGUGGUCGCGAGUAA
This is a messenger RNA of Ostertagia ostertagi, 417 nucleotides long. The record is from the annotation of a GenBank genome assembly. Lineage: Eukaryota; Metazoa; Nematoda; Chromadorea; Rhabditida; Trichostrongylidae.